AUGAAGGGUUUUACUCUUUUGACUUUCGCCGCUUUUGUUGCGUACGCCAGUGCGAUGGCUAUCAGCGUGACGAAGCGCGACUCAUCCUUGAGUGUUGUACUCACAGCUUCGGGAAACUCUGAGGUCAAGGUGGCUGUCACCAACAAUGGAGACAGGGCCCUCAACCUCUUGAGCAAAGGCACCUUCCUUGACGAGGUGAACCCCGUGGAAAAAGUCUCAAUGUAUCCCUCUGGUGGAACGACGAAAGUACCUUUCGAGGGCAUUAAGCUCCGACUGUUGACGUCCGGCCUAACUACGGAGGAUUUUGUUGCCCUGGGAGUUGGGGAGUCCAAGGAGAUAACAGUGGAGACGGCAGCCCUUCACACUCUUUCUGAAGGAGGCAACUUUGAUGUUUUCGCACAAGGCUACAUCCCCUACGCAGAAGAGGGCUCGACGGAGCUGGCUGGCUCCCUCCCUUAUGAGUCCAACAGGCUUUCCAUGACUGUUGACGGUGCUCUGGCAGCCACCGUCGCCAAAGCUCUCUCCAAGCGCACUGUAAUCGGCUCUAGCUGUUCCGGCUCCAAACUUAAUUCCAUUCGCACUGCGCUAUCCAACUGCCAAAAGCUGGCCAGUUCUGCCGCCAGUGCUGCCAGCUCAGGUACGAAGCUUGAUAUUUACUUCAAGUCAACAAGCAGCAGUACAAAGAACGCGGUUUCCGAACGGCUUCGCGCCGUUGCAUCCGAUUGCGGUAGUUCCGGAUCCGCCACCUCGACGAACUGCAAUGAUCCCUAUGGGGGGUGCUCGUCCAACGUUCUAGCGUACACAGUCCCGUCCCAGAAUUUCAUCACGUAUUGUAACCUCUUUUUCAACGAGCUCCCGGACUUGACGUCUACUUGCCACGGACAGGACAAAGCGACUACUGUCCUCCACGAGGAGACUCAUGCUCCGGGUGUGUAUAGCCCUGGAACUGAUGAUCUUGGGUAUGGCUAUGCUGCCGCAAUGAGGCUAUCCACAAGUCAGGCGCUGAGCAAUGCUGAUUCAUAUGCGCUCUAUGCGAAUGCAAUCCACCUCAACUGCUAA
This is a messenger RNA of Westerdykella ornata, 1059 nucleotides long. RefSeq lists its product as uncharacterized. Gene Ontology annotation, biological process: proteolysis. The transcript has 3 exons. The coding region runs from base 1 to 1059 and encodes 352 amino acids. Gene Ontology annotation, molecular function: metalloendopeptidase activity. The record is from RefSeq and is a predicted model, not a curated record. Lineage: Eukaryota; Fungi; Ascomycota; Dothideomycetes; Pleosporales; Sporormiaceae.